Eimeria necatrix is the source of this 525-nucleotide messenger RNA. RefSeq lists its product as hypothetical. The record is from RefSeq and is a predicted model, not a curated record. Lineage: Eukaryota; Apicomplexa; Conoidasida; Eucoccidiorida; Eimeriidae. The transcript has a single exon. Bases 1 to 525 code for a protein of 174 amino acids.
AUGGUGCCCUCACAGGGUGGGGCUGUGCGCCGGCGCGGCAGCCAAGAGCAGCAGCAGCAGCAACAACAGCAGCAGCAGCAGCAACAGCAGGAACAGCAGCAGCAGCAGCAGCAGGAACAGCAGCAGCAGCAGGAGCCGAAGCGCCGCACGCUGAAGGAGAUUAUCUUCCACGAGGCCAACAGGGAAGUGCUGCAGCAAUUCGUGCUGUGGUCGCUGCUGCUGCUGCUGCUGCCGCUGGGGACCCUUUGGGGUUUGUACCGUUUGCUGCAGCAGCAGCGCCCAGCAGCAGCAGCAGCAGAUAACAUGUUCGUGGCUGGUGCUGCUUCCUGCGGCGUGCUGCUGCUGCUGACAGCUGCUUAUGCUGCACUUGCUGUGAAGCAGGAGUACGCUGCUGCUCGGGGUGCUGCUGCAGCAGCAGCAGCGGACAAAGCUCCUGCUGCUGCUGCUGCUGCUGCCGCUGCUGCUGCGCCGCAGCGAAACCAACAGCAGCAGCAGCCGGCCUCCAGCCGCAGGAAGGCGGACUGA